Molecule: messenger RNA, 632 nt
Organism: Dipodomys ordii (Ord's kangaroo rat)
Lineage: Eukaryota; Metazoa; Chordata; Mammalia; Rodentia; Heteromyidae
Product: solute carrier family 35 member E2-like
Exons: 3
Coding region: 174-632 (152 amino acids)
Source: RefSeq, a predicted model, not a curated record
GGGGCCAGCUUGAGAGCGGCGCUUCCCCAGACUACUGCCCUGACCUGCUGGGAGCUGUCUCUUCUGCCUGAAUGUUCAUUCACGCUUCCCGGGGCCAUGGUCCUGCGGGCCGGGACUCACGCCUGACUCAUGCCGUCUGCCCCUGAGCUCCACCCCUCAGCCCAGGCCUCGGCAUGGCGUCCUCAGCAAAGCCUCAGGUGCUGCCAGAGGUGGUGCCCGGCUCUGAGGAGGAGCAGAAGGGGAAGCCUCUGGGCUCCUGGGGCUCUCUUUUUGGCCACCGGAGUGAGAAGGUUGUGUUUGCGAAGGGCGGGGCCCCGGAGGAGAGCCUGCUCACCGUCACCCUCACUGAGACUACCGUCAUCGAGUCUGACCUGGGCGUGUGGAGCUCGCGGGCGCUCCUCUACCUCACGCUCUGGUUCUUCCUCAGCUUCUGCACACUCUUCCUCAACAAGUACAUCCUAUCCCUGCUGGAAGGCGAGCCCAGCAUGCUAGGCGCUGUGCAAAUGCUGUCCACCACACUCAUCGGAUGUGUCAAGAUAUUUGUCCCUUGCUGCUUGUAUCAGCACAAGCCCCGGCCCUCGUACCCGCCCAACUUCAUCAUGACCAUGCUCUUCGUGGGCCUGAUGAGGUAA